CUUCCGGUUCACUAGUGACGCUUCCGCUGUGGGCACGGUAGGCUCUGAGGUGGGUGUGGAGAUGGAGCCGGCAGCUGCUCGUGGGAGCCCCGCGCGGAAGCGCGUUCGAGCGGAGAGGAAGCGGCGGCAGUCGCCGCGGGCGGGAGACUCCGGCGAUGGGGGCGAGGAGGCUCGACGUGCCCGGCACCUGACGAUGUUGUCCGGGAAGCCGGAGGUGGAGCGGUGCCUGGAGGAGCUGGUGGUGGGCGGCAGCCAGGAGGCCGAGGAGGAGGAGACGCUGCAGCGGUUGCGGGCCCGGGGCAAGAAGCUUGAUACUGUCACAGGAAAUCUUCUAAAAGAGGACAUCAGUGACUCAGAAGUGGAGAAUGAAGCAAAAGAUAAUUUUCCUGCAUCUAAAAAACCUGCCUGGGUGGAUGAUGAUGAUGAAGUUGAGGAAAUAGUUGACAUGACACAUCGUUAUCGCAAAGGCAUGAUGAAAAGUGAUGCAGAGAAGAAGCUUACCAAAGAAAAACUUCAUCAGAGACUUCAAGAACAAUUUCAGAGAGCUAUGGGAGGCGUGCCUUUCUGGGCCCAGAAACACAAGAAGAAAGCCAGAAAAAAUGCAAAUGAUGAUGAUAGUGAUGAAGAUGAUGAGCUGCUUCACAAGACUGGCAAUUUUGUGUCUGCGUCAGAGACUUUACCAAGAGGCAUUUUACAGAUGAAAAAUUGCUUGCAUGCUAAUAAUGACCGCCUUUCUGAUGCUAAACUGACAACAGUGCAGUUCCAUCCUUCCGCUCAAGUAGUUAUGACUGCUGGACUUGAUCAGUCUAUAUCAUUGUUCCAGGUGGAUGGUAAAACUAAUCCAAAGAUACAGAGCAUACAUCUGGAAAGCUUUCCCGUUUAUAAGGCUCAUUUCAGUGCUGAUGGAGAACAGGUUAUAGCUACUAGUACAUGUAGUAAACUGUUUUAUGUGUAUGACAUGAUGAGUGGAAAUAUUGUUCCUGUAAAACAAAUAAGAGGAAUGCAAGAGAAAUUUAUCAGAAAGCAUUUGUUAACAAUGAAGACAAAGGAGCUGAUUGGCAGUAUGAAAAUAAAUGGAAAUGCUGUUGCAUCAGCAUUCUCUCCAGAUAGCAACAAAAUUUACACAAAUUCUGAUGAGGGUGAAGUUUUCAUUUGGGACGUGAAAAGUCGGCGCUGUAUAAACAGGUUCACUGAUGAAGGCUGCUUGCGUGGAACAUGUCUUGCUGUAUCAAAAAAUGGGCAGUAUGUGGCAUGUGGCUCCAGUUCAGGAGUUGUCAAUGUGUAUACCCAUGAUGUUUGCCUCAGAGAAAACAAUCCUAAACCAGUUAAAGCCAUAAUGAACCUGGUUACAGCUGCGACAUCUUUGUCCUUCAACCCUACCACGGAAAUUUUGGCAGUUGCCUCCAAUGCAGCAGAUGAUGCUGUCAAACUGGUACAUAUUCCUUCAUUUACUGUAUUCUCAAACUUCCCAGUGUUCAGAAAGAAGCUAAUUUAUCUUGCUCAGUCUAUGGACUUCUCUCCCAGAAGUGGAUUUUUUUCAAUAGGAAAUAACAAAGGCAAGGCUUUGUUGUAUAGGUUGAAACAUUAUUCAGAUUUCUAAAAAGAGACUGUGUGAGGAAAGCUACUUUGGAUCACAAAAUAUCCUGUAAUCUUCAGUUGCAAGUAUGCAGAUUAAAAAAAAACUGCUGACUUGAAAAAUAUUUUUGUAUUUUUAUGAAAGUUGUAAGUUCCAAUGUCCAAUAAAAACACCUAAUAACA
Molecule: messenger RNA, 1758 nt
Organism: Pelodiscus sinensis (Chinese soft-shelled turtle)
Lineage: Eukaryota; Metazoa; Chordata; Testudines; Trionychidae
Source: RefSeq, a predicted model, not a curated record